ACCAGGUCAGCAUUGUAGCUUGAUGGCUUAUCUUGGUUCAAGUUUCCAAUUUACCAGAUCAACAUCAUAGAAUGAUGGCUUGUCUUGGUUCAACCCCUAUACUUGUAGAUCCUAUCUAUAAAAAAAUCAACAUUUAUAUCAAGCAUAUAUUGUUUCAAGAGUAUUGCUGACCAAGUCUCAGGAUAUAUAAAUGUUGAUGUUAAUGGUAGAUGAGAUUCAUUGUCUAAUUUAUUACCUUGAACUGUGAUUCCACAUUGGCAUAUUAUCAUAAGCUUUGAACCCUUUAUGCAUUAUGUCAUCAAUCUUAACUUGGCUUCUUGAAUUGUAAUACUCAAAAUCAGGAUGACAGCCUUGCUUACGAUGCUUACCUAAUACUAAAAAAAAAAUGAGCAUUGUAAUUAGCUUGAAUUAUUCUAUUGUAUAUGAUGAUCAUUGUCAACUUCGCCUAGGUGUGACAUAUAUUGAAAAUUUGGAAUGAUCACCCACUACGCUUUAGCCCAUCACCUAGAAACAAAGGCAGAGAGAGAGAGAGAGGGAGAGAGAGCUAGACAGAAAAGAGGAAGAGUUGAGAUGAAAGGAAACUCUUCAUCUAUAGUUUUCACCACCAUCACCAUCAUCAUAUUUGGCUUUUCAGCUAUAGUGAAUUCACAAACAGAUUCCUGCAGCUCAAGUCUAAACCUCCAGAGUGUCACUCUGCCCUUUGAUGCAACUUCCCUGCACUGCCAUGCUGUUUGGGAUUCUCAGAAUUACAUCCUCAGAUACUCAGAGACCACACCAGGAACAUGGACCUUUGUUCUUUCAGCACCUGCAGCAAAUUCCUACAUAGCAAUGGGAUUCUCAAGCAAUGGCCAGAUGAUAGGUUCCAGUGCCAUUGUGGGGUGGAUUUCUUCAACAGAAGGAGGAGUAAUCAAGCGGUACUACUUAGGAGGGACUUCACCAAACCUUGUGGAGCCUAACAAAGGGAACCUAGUUCUUACCAAUUUCUCCUUCAUCACAACGCAGGCUUCUACUGUAUACAUGGGGUUCCAGUUGGUGACUGAGCAACCACAAACUAAGCUCAUAUACUCAGUUGGUCCAACUGGGAUGCUUCCUGUAUCACCUAACUACAGGUUGAACGAGCACUUUAACAAGGUCUCCACCACCAUAAACUACAUUACAGGUCAAACAUCAAGCACAGGAAGUCCAUAUACAAGAUUAAGAAGGAGCCAUGGAAUACUGAAUAUGCUUGGAUGGGGCAUCUUGAUGAUAAUUGGAGUAAUAGUUGCUCGUCACUUAAAGUCCUAUGAACCUCUUUGGUUUUACCUUCAUGUUGGCAUCCAAUCUUUGGCAUUUGUUUUCGGAAUAAUAGGUGUCAUUUGUGGAUUUGUCUUAGACAAUAAGAUUAAUGCUGAUGUCUCCACCCACAAAGCUCUUGGUAUCUUCAUUCUUGUGCUUGGAUGUCUUCAGGUGAUGGCAUUUUUGGCUCGGCCAGAUAAGGUAUCGAAAUCACGAAAAUACUGGAAUUGGUACCAUCAAACUGUGGGAAGGCUUCUGAUUAUUCUUGCAGUAGCAAACGUUUUCUACGGUAUUCAUUUAGGAGAAGAAGGAACCGGGUGGAAUGCUGGAUAUGGAGUUGUUCUUGCUAUCUUAGUUGUUAUUGCUGUUAUUCUGGAGUUAAAAUUGUGGUUUAGAAAAUGAGGGUAGUGUUUUUGACUUCCUGUGAUAUACCCUCUUCUGUAUUUAACAUUAUUUAACA
Molecule: messenger RNA, 1735 nt
Organism: Argentina anserina (silverweed cinquefoil)
Lineage: Eukaryota; Viridiplantae; Streptophyta; Magnoliopsida; Rosales; Rosaceae
Product: cytochrome b561 and DOMON domain-containing protein At3g07570
Exons: 4
Coding region: 475-1677 (400 amino acids)
Source: RefSeq, a predicted model, not a curated record